AUUGGUAGGCCAUUGAAUGUGUGAAUUAUGACCUGCUAAAGAAGGAAGAGUUAAAACCCAACUGGGGCAUAUACUGGCAGCUUCCCAUUUGAUUCCUCCGACCGUUCCAUCUCGAAAGGGGUAUAUCCAUUAGGAAAAGUAUUUUCUUUCUCGACAGAUUCCUUCAAAGUCAUUUAUUUUCUUUCAAACACCAAAUACCCACAUUGGGUUACUUGAUUGUCAAUACUUCUCUCUACAAACUCUGAUAUACCGCAUUAUAUUAUUCACUUAAUUAUUAAUGGCCAUGACUUGUACUUCUCUCUCUAUAUAUCCCACUCUCUCUCCUCCUUCCUUUUCCAGAGCCAAUACUUCUUGUUCUGCUUCUUCUUCCUCUUCUUCUUCAGCUCCUGUUUUUGUUGCCUUAAGAAUAAAACCCAGUUGCCUUUUUGUGAGAGGACCACGGUUUGGCUACUUUGAGGGACCAAAGGGUAGGCGGAAUAGGAGUAGCCUUGAAAUUAGAGCGAAAGAUAUGACCAUCAUUGAGAUUAGGCCAGAAGAAGAGGAAGAGGGUCCUCCUUUAUUGGAUUCUGAGAACAACUCGAGGCCUCGUCGAAUUGCUCUCUUUGUUGAGCCUUCACCUUUUGCAUAUGUAUCAGGAUAUAAAAAUCGGUUCCAGAAUUUUAUUAGAUACUUACGCGAAAUGGGUGAUGAGGUGAUGGUCGUGACAACACAUGAAGGAGUGCCUGAGGAAUUUUAUGGAGCAAAAUGUAUAGGAUCCCGGAGUUUUCCAUGCCCUUGGUAUCAGAAUGUACCCCUGUCCCUUGCACUGAGUCCUAGAAUCAUUUCAGAGGUUGCUCGGUUUAAGCCUGACAUAAUACAUGCUUCAUCACCUGGAAUAAUGGUAUUUGGUGCUCUCAUUAUCGCUAAGUUGUUAUGCGUUCCUAUUGUGAUGUCCUAUCAUACUCAUGUGCCAGUAUACAUCCCAAGAUACACAUUUAGUUGGCUGGUGAGGCCAAUGUGGUUGGUUAUAAAAUUUCUGCACCAAGCAGCUGACCUUACACUGGUGCCAUCUGCUGCCAUUCAGAAGGAUCUACAAGCAGAAAGAGUAGCAGCAGAUAAUAAGAUUCGUCUUUGGAACAAGGGUGUGGAUUCUGAAAGCUUCCAUCCACGUUUCCGCUCUGAUGAAAUGCGGUUUAGAUUGAGCAACGGCGAACCUGAGAAGCCAUUGAUAGUUCACGUGGGACGACUUGGAGUUGAGAAAAGUUUGGAUUUCCUCAAGAGUGUCAUGGAUAGCCUUCCUGAAGCUCGAAUUGCUUUUAUCGGAGAUGGACCUUACAGAGAGGAGCUUGAGAAAAUAUUCUCAGGCAUGCCUGCAGUAUUCACUGGAAUGCUAGAAGGUGAAGAGCUCUCCCAGGCAUAUGCCAGUGGAGAUGUAUUCGUGAUGCCCUCAGAAUCUGAAACACUAGGGCUCGUUGUUCUGGAGGCUAUGUCUUCUGGGAUUCCCGUGGUGGGUGCCCGGGCAGGUGGAGUGCCAGAUAUAAUUCCUCCGGAUCAGGAGGGAUUGAUUGGCUAUCUCUACAAUCCAGGAGACCUCGACGACUGCUUAACCAAAUUGAAGCCUCUGUUGUACAACCACGAACUGAGGGAAACCAUGGGCAAAGCUGCACGCAAAGAGAUGGAGAAGUAUGACUGGAAAGCAGCAACUCGAAUUAUACGCAACGAACAAUACAAUGCUGCCAUUUGGUUUUGGCGCAAGAAGAGAGCGCAAAUGUUGAAACCUUUACAGUGGCUGAUCAAACUCAUCUUCCCGCCAUCCUCACAAGUUAGCUACAGGUGAAACAAGUGUUUUUUAUUAGUUGUUUGGUUGCAUUGGUUUGCUAGUUGUUGCUCUAGACUUGUAUAAGAAAUGAAAAGAAGUACUUGUGGGACUGAGCUUGUGAUUAUUCAUUUGUUGUAUAUAUAAUGAACCAUGUGGCUACAUCAUUGUACUUCCAAUGUAAUAGAUUUAGUAGACUAUCAAACUUCAGAUUCUCUAAUCAUGGAAAAAAAUUGUUAUGUUUUGUUUUUAAAUA
Messenger RNA from Humulus lupulus (European hop), 2051 nucleotides. RefSeq names its product sulfoquinovosyl transferase SQD2. Gene Ontology annotation, cellular component: chloroplast envelope. The transcript is spliced from 11 exons. Bases 278 to 1816 code for a protein of 512 amino acids. Gene Ontology annotation, biological process: glycolipid biosynthetic process; sulfolipid biosynthetic process. Lineage: Eukaryota; Viridiplantae; Streptophyta; Magnoliopsida; Rosales; Cannabaceae. The record is from RefSeq and is a predicted model, not a curated record. Gene Ontology annotation, molecular function: UDP-sulfoquinovose:DAG sulfoquinovosyltransferase activity.